UUUUCCUCCGGGCCCGAGUAAACUUCUAAUUAUCGGUCCAUUUAGCAUGAUUCAUGAAAAUCACACCUUAAUCAUAUACCGAGUCCAUUUAUACUCGUGAGCGACGUAAAGUCGUUUGCCACUCAUUUCGAGUCGACUCGUCGAAGAUGACGUGCCAAAUAUCGUGCUUAAAUGGCUCAUCACUGUUUUUAUUAAUAAUAUUUGUUAAUUUAUCAUCGUCGAUAAAUAAUCUCCCGACGAUCGAGUCGUACGCGAAGGUAUCAAUAAAUCGGCCUCAAUCGGGGACCCAAAUCGAUCGAAAUCCGACUUACCGACCGGCGGUUAAUCAAGGAAGAGGUUUUUCCGAUAUCGAGAUUUCUCGAUCGCCGGUCUACGUGCCAACCGGCAAGAAAUUACGCAAUGGCGAAGCCGUCGAUCAUCCAAAUACGAACCAACAGCAGAGCUCAGACACUCGGAUACAGGCACAGGACAGAUUCGUUCCGCACUCGAAUCCCGGGAGACAGAAUAUCGAGGCUGCUCAAAAUUCUGGCUCCGGACAAUUGAUGUUUCCCGUACCGAGCUACGCGACACUCCCGAAAGAAGUUUAUUCCUCGAACUACGAUUAUCAAACGCAUUCGAAACCCUCGAGCAACGAUCCUUCAGCUACUGGCGCAAUGGAAUAUCCGCCGGAUUCGGAAAGUACUUUUUCGAAGAUCCCGGACUCUUACGCACAGCCGGAAAUUUAUGGAAACGACGAUUCCGGGGAUUCUCCAAAAUUCUCAGGAUUCCCAACGAGUUCAUCCUACGGAGACACGUACCGGCCGAAACCUGCCGAUUUUCCCGACCACUACGAGAGCCCGAGCUACGCCAGCGAUCCUUAUUUUUCUCACCACGAGGUCAUCUACGAUCAUCCACCGGACGACCAUUUCCAUGACUACCCAAAAAUGACUACAACGACCGAAGAGCCGGAAAUGAACGAUCAACGGCUCAGCAAACGUCCCUAUUCUUACUAUUACAUCGGCAAAAAGCUCUGGUAUCUUCCCCUCUACUUCAGCAUCUAUUUCAUUAUUUACAUUGCAGCCCUCGUUCUGAAAAGCAUAACCAGACACAAAAUUAAUUUUCCGGCGAGCCUCGCCGCCGUUGCCGCUGAUGGAAGACACUCCCACAUGCCCUACGAGAUUCCUGGAUGGUACGGUCUCACCAAACGUGUUCUCGACGGUAUCGACCUCUACAACAGCAUCGGAAAAUCAUGAAUUUUUUUUCAUAAAUCGAUGAAUUUCUACAAGAAAAGAAGACUGCUUUAUUACUUAUGUUGUUAAAUCCAUUC
Molecule: messenger RNA, 1306 nt
Organism: Venturia canescens
Lineage: Eukaryota; Metazoa; Arthropoda; Insecta; Hymenoptera; Ichneumonidae
Exons: 2
Coding region: 147-1232 (361 amino acids)
Source: RefSeq, a predicted model, not a curated record